This is a messenger RNA of Chiloscyllium plagiosum (whitespotted bambooshark), 2170 nucleotides long. NCBI's taxonomy places the organism in Eukaryota, Metazoa, Chordata, Chondrichthyes, Orectolobiformes, Hemiscylliidae. The record is from RefSeq and is a predicted model, not a curated record.
UAUCCAUUACAGAAUUUGACCAGCACCACUCUCUGUGACUCGACAGAUGUGCCCCCAGGCGGCAUAAUGGGCAAGCUUGUUGUGGUGAUGAGAGGGAACUGCACCUUCAUCAGGAAAGCACAGAUCGCCCAGAAGCAUUUUGCCAAAGCAUUACUGAUUGCCAGUUCGGAUGGUUUAAGUCCUCCUUCAGGAAACAAGUCUGAUAUUGAGAAGCUCAACAUUCCAAUCGCUCUCAUUGAUUAUCGAGAUAUACUGACGAUGAGAAAGAUGCUUGGAGAGAACAUUUCAGGUGCACUCUAUUCCCCUCCUGUGCCUGUCCUGGAUUACAGCAUCCUGAUCAUCUUCAUUAUUGCUGUUGCUACAGUUGCCUUUGGAAGUUAUUGGAGUGGGAUGGAUGAAGGUGAAAGCGGACAUUCGAUACUGUCUGACUCCAGACGACAGACAAAUAGUGAGGACAAGACCAAGGAUUCAUCUGCGAUGCUGACUCCACUAACUGUUGUAGUUUUUGUUGUCAUCUGUUCUGUGAUGAUUGUUCUGUUGUACUUUUUUUACAAGUGGCUCGUGUACAUGGUUAUUGGCAUCUUUGCUUUGGCUGCAGCAGUUAGUGUCUAUAAUUGUUUGGCUGCACUAAUGAAAAGAAUCCCUUACUGGAAGUGCAAGGUGCCCUAUAUUCAGAGAAGAAUUGAAGUUCGUUUGGUGAUGCUUGCUUUGUUCUGUGUAACAAUGGCUUCAAUUUGGGUGGCGUUUCGGAAUGCAGACAGAUGGAUUUGGACUCUACAUGACUUUUUAGGAGUUGCCUUUUGCCUUAACUUCAUGAAGACCCUGAAAAUGCCUCAUUUUAAGUCUUGUGUCAUUUUGCUGGUGCUCCUCCUGAUCUAUGAUGUGUUCUUUGUUUUCAUAACUCCAUAUUUUACGAAGAAUCAUGAGAGCAUUAUGGUCGAGGUAGCUGCUGGAUCCGGAUCGACCACUGGUGAAAAGUUGCCUGUGGUUAUCAGGGUACCAAGACUGAUGCCGUCUGUAGCAACCUUGUGUGGAACACCAUUUUCUAUCCUGGGAUUUGGGGAUAUUAUUGUUCCAGGAUUAUUGGUUGCUUAUUGUCGAAGAUUUGAUUUGCAGAUUAACACCUCCAACAUCUAUUUUAUUUUGUGCACUACAGCUUAUGCAGUUGGCAUGGUUUUGACGUUUAUUGUUCUGAUUGUAACGAAGAUGGCACAGCCAGCCUUGUUGUACUUGGUGCCUUGUACCCUUCUCACGUGUGCAGUGACUGCCUGGAUUCGAAAGGAAGUGAAAAUAUUUUGGGCUGGAAGUGAUUAUGAGGUUUUGGACGUCACCAACGAAGCUUUAUUACAAGGUGUGAUAUACUGAUGAUGAACCAAGUUGGUACAACGGCUGAGGAGGCAGUUGAGACUCUCUCUGCGCCAGUGUCUGAAUAUUGCUCAAAGAAAUGACAGUUGCUUUCUUGUAUUCUAGUUUUCUUUAGAAAAAUAUUCUAAUACCAGUGUCUGACUGAUGGACAAUAGUGCAUCCUGACAAUUUCCCUGAUAAGCACAACCUUUUACACUUGAACACUUUUUUUUGUAAUUACUAAUUUACCAAAGAUUUUCUUUUAAUUGAAGCUUUGAAUUGAUCAUGUACUUUUUACUACUUUGGUAACUUUACUAGAUGUACUUCAUAAUUUCUAAAUCAUGGAGGAUGAAUACAAUACUUGGUCGCAUCUUUUUGGUUGUUGAUGGUGGCAUGUCCCUCAGAAAGAUCAAGUGCCUUGCGUAUCAUCACCCCCCUGUGAAGAUGGUCAGGGAAAGUAUCACGAGACUGCAAAUUUUCCCUUAAAGUGACAGUUUAUUUUAACACCAUUUAUAUUUUCUCAAUAUUCUGCACCUUUGUGGUUGCAGCAAUUGUUCAAUUUUGACCAAGUCUCUUCUGCCAGACAAGUUUGAUCAAAGAAUAUUUUGAAAACAAAUUUGUCUUGCAGGGUGAUCCCAUUGAUGUGAUGCUGUGUAAUAUCUGAUUGAUUUAUAGCCAAUUUUGAAUAUUGAAAUGCAUUCUGUGGAACAGGGUGUGUUAAUGUUUAUAAAGGAAUUGUAAUCCUUAACUGGGAGGUCCUGCACAGGGAGUGGAAAAACAUGUAACUGCCAAAAAAUUAUUUGUUAUUAAAUAAUUUAGAAACAAA